UUGCUGCCCAUUGGAGGCUUGAAGCCACCGUAAGUAUAGAAGUCGCCAUGUUGUUUCACCCAAAACAAAUAAGCCUAACAACUAAAAUGAGUUAGAUGCGGUCUUGUGCUGCUAUUAAUUGUACAAAUCGUGAUACUCGUGAAAAUCGUGAGAAGGGACUUACAUUUCACAGAUUUCCACACUGCAUUGUUCAACUUCUAAAGCAAUGGGUAGUAAAUAUGCGGAGAGACAGGUGGAUUCCUGCAGCCAGAUCGCAACUCCGUUCAAGUCAUUUCACCGAGGAGAACUUGGACAGGACCGGUCAGACUGUUAGAUUACGACAAAAUGCAGUUCCAACAAUAUUUGACUUUCCUGAUCAUCUUCUAAAGGCAGGUCUGGUGCAACAAAGAAAUAAAAAAAGCGGAACAGGAGGAGCGAUCAGGAUGUUCUCCUUUUGGAACCUGCUUCCAGUCCAGUCCAGCAAGAACAGCUUCAGUCUUUGCUGCUCUAGUUUGAUCUUAGUGUGCUUUUCAGGCCCAUCUAUAAAUAUAGUUCUUUUUGCAAUGGGAUCAAUAUGGAUCAAAAUUGAGGGCUAGCAAACAUCUACUGCACCUUUCUAAACAACGCCUUUAAUAGUAACAACUUUCUGUCAUGUCCCAUGUUAACACACAUGAACAAGUAGUGCGCUGCGUGUGGACUGACCUUUCAUCAGAUGUCACACUAUGUGAAAGCAAACCAUGCACUUUUUUUCCCAGACACAUUGACCCGGUACACAUCAACUAUCCUUGAACUUGCGUAAACUUCAACUCGGGCCUGUGGGGUCUCAUGUGGUUUUAUGCUAAACUGCAUUUUGAGUGCAACAACUGAGUGUUUGUAGUGUGUGAUGCACCUCGAAGGCACUUCCUCGCGACGCUGCCUUAUGUUGUUCCAAGCUUCCAUUCCCCCAAGCUCUCUGCAUUUGUGUUUUAUCUCUGUGACUCAGCACAUGUGGGGGUGUAAGUACUACAAGAAGCAGCUCAGGCGUCAGUUUGACUACUUGAAAAAUGAGAAAAACAUCAUUUAGCGUGCCUUACUGAUUAAUGGAUGAUGAGCAGAUGCAAAGUCAGCCUUCUUCCGCUAAACUACUUCUUUUUUUUUUAAAGAAACAAUUAUUCAUCUGUGGACAACAUUGAUAGAUUUUACCCCCAAGAAAUAAGCGAACUGUUUUUUUUUUUAGAUGAUUUCGUAGAUGGACUCACAUUAAAACAGUUUAAAACCUAUUCAUCAGAAUCAGCUUUAUUGGCCAUGUGUGUUACCACACUAGGACAUCACUCUCUGUUACAAGGCACAACAAUAGCAAAUAAAUUCACAUAUAAUCCAUAACUGUGCAUCGUCCACACAACUAAAGAGACGGAUAACUGGUUAAGUUUAAAAAUAUUAGAGUGACAAUAAACUGCUUUCAACAACACCACUGUAUGGCUUAUAUAUACAGUAGUACACUUCAAAAGUUAGGAUGGGUCAAAGAAUGUCACUUACAGAGCAGACAGAAGAUGAUGCUGUUCUCGCCUCAAUUUCAAGCACAUGAACUGUGUGCCUGGCAUUGUUGCCAACUCCUAAAUGCUGUAGUGAAAAAGCAUCGUAGGAGAGACAAAAAAAGUGAGUAAAAACACCUUAAUUACAUUUAGAACUACAAAUAAACUUAAUUAUUGGUUUGUUAAUUACACUUGGCCAUCACUCUCAAAGUCUAGACAGUGUAAUAAUGACUUCUGGACUCACCUCCAGCCUUUAUCUUGCAGUUAGGACUACUUGUUUAUUUAUCACUCAACGUUCUGACACACUGACAGGUAAGCGAGUGAGUCCCAAUGAGGCUUGAGGUAGUCAUUUCAUGAAGAUAAACAAGCUUUUGUGUUUGAACUGCUCUGUAAAACAGGGCGAGAUCCACCCGGACGGCUUGGCGCCUUGCGCAUGCGUGAUUGAUGGAGGCCCAGGAGCUGAUUGUGCACUGACCGCUUGUGACUGCUUUGGGGCGGGGUGGUCCUCCAGGCACCACCUGCUGCUGCUCACUGGGAACAAAAACUGCAGAACAAAAAAGAUUUUGCUAACUAGCUCGUUAGCUGCGUGUGAGCCAUGGCGGAGGCGGAGGAGCUGCGGCCUGUCCCCCGGGAGAGAGCCAUCCUGGAGAGCUUCUUCACACAGCUGGGCAUGUUCUCCUUCGACAGGGCUAAGGACUACGUGGAGAAAGAGAAGGACAUCAGCAAGAGCUCCGGCACCAUCUGGGCCGCGGUGCUAGCCGCGUUGGCUCACCUGGUGGCGGCGGAGAGGGCCUACCACAACAUGACGUUUCUGGGACAGAAAAUGGGUGGUCAGUCUUUCUUCAGCCGCAAGGACUCCAUCCGCAGCAUGUACACGUCUCUGUACAACGAGCUGAGGAAGGUGGUGACAUCAGGACGCCACAGCCAGCAAGGCUCCGCCUCUUACCUGGAGGAGCUGCUGUCUCACCUGUCGGAGCAGCUGUGCUAUUUCACGCAGGCCCGCGUGGAGAUGGCAGACCUGUACGAGAAGAUGCACGUGUUGGCCGGCCAGAAGAACGUCAACUGUGAGGAGCUGGUGACCGCGCUGGAGGGCGUCCUGCACAAGUACAGCUCCAAGUUCCACCAUCCCAUCCUGGGCCGAGUGGAAGAGAGCUUCCAGACGGAGGUGGACGUGGUGACCCAGUUACUGCGUUGCCAGGCCCAAGUGUCUGAGUGGCAUUUCCUGCCCGCCUUGCUCAACCUGCACAGCGCCACCACCAAACUGGGGGCCUGGGGUCAGCUGUUCCAGCGCCAGAAGGAUACUCGCAAGCAUCUGUUUGGAGGUCAAUCCCAAAAGGCCGUGCAGCCCCCGCAGCUCUACGCGUGGCUGCAGCGCUUCCAGGUGGCGCUGCUCGCCAAGUUCAGCUUCUACUUCCACGAAGCGCUGAGUCGGCAGACGCCGCCCGCCGACUUGCGCGCCCUGACUGCCCGAACCGUGCCCGACUACCACGGUAAGAUUUGCUCCUUUGUGCGCAAACACGAUGCCAGCAACAUGUCUCUGGUGUUCGACAACCGCGGCUCCGUGAGCUUCCAGGGUCACGGCUACCACCACCCGCACUCAUACCGAGAGGCGCCCAAGGGCGUCGAGCAGUUCCCCGCCGUCGUUUCGCUUCCAUCAGGUGAGCGGCCGCUAACGCACUGGCCUAACGUUAUCAUGAUGAUGGGGGACCGUGCAGCCGAGCUCAACACUUUGGACAAAGUGGUCCACUUCUAUGAUGACAAGGUCCAAAGUACGUACUACCUGACCCGGCCCGAGCCGCAUUUCACCCUGGUGGUCAUCUUUGACGGUAAGAAGUCCGAGAAAGACCUGCACAUUGCCGCCUUCCUGCAGGAGAUCUCUGCCUCGCUGAGGAACUCCAAACCCUUCAGCACCCUCAAGCCGGGCUCAAAGGGCUGAGCGGACCCCAAAGAAAAGACCCGUUGGUUUUUCUAGUUUUGGUACUCCUGGUGAAAUCCCUACAGAAAUGUUCCCAAUCCAAAGUCAAAACCAAAUUGUUUUACUUCUCCUACAAAGGCUUUUAAUUGCUUCUAAAUUUUAACAAAUCCAUCUGUUUUAGUUUACUUUUAAUCAUGUAUAUGUUCACAGUGGUUCCUUCAAUAAAAAUUAAAUCUUCACGUACGAAAAAAGAAAGAUGCUGUUGCAUGGUUUGUUCACCAGGCGGCGCCGGUGAGCGCUAAUUUAAAGGAAAAUAGAACUUUUUAGAAAAUGUUGCUCAUAAUCACAAUCUUUAUGUGAGACAUGAACAUGCGUCUUUCUCUUUUCUGUGUGUUCUAAAGAUAUAAAAACAGGUAAAAAGGGGCAGCUAAGAAUGCACGUAAUGGGAUGCACCUAUUCCGCUGAAGCAUGGAAUUCUAUCUGAGGAUAUGGGAGUCUAAAUAAUCAAACCAAAGACUAUAAACCAGUGAGAUUUAUUCCUGACAAAAAGUUUCUAGUACAGACGUCCGGGCCUAUAACAGUCCCUGUAUGCCUACAAGUAAGCGGGUCUUACUACAGCGCAGCUGGAAUAAGGCACCCUUUCUUUCCCUGCCCGGCAAUUUUAUACAUUUUGAGAUUGUGUAGUAUGCAGGAGGUCUGGCGAUCGUGGACCAAUCAGCUCGUGCAGGGGGUUGGCGAUGAGAUCUUUUGAAGUCCACCAGAUGCUCGAUAAAGCUUGUCCAUUGGAGUGAAACUGUCAUUUGUGUGCACUCAGCCGGUGGGGGUUUUGCCUGGGACAUCCUGUUAUCAACGUUGUCCUUCCUCUGAACCCUGUAGGCUCACAAGACCAACACAGCAAAUAACAUAUAACCGUUGACCUAGCACGUCUGCUCUGGCCAAAGGUUAAACCCAAGUAAGGAUGUGUGUGCGUGAAUAUCUUAAGUAUGAUGCCCAAGCAACUACUAAGUAAUGUGAAUAUAAACUAUAAUGCAUAGCAAGGCAAAUCAACAAAGUAAUAUAGAUAUACGUUAAUUAUGAUGCAUAAUAAUAUAAGUCAACUAAAUAAUGUAAAUAUAUGUGAAUUAGGCAUAAUGAAAAUAAUCUACUUCUUCAUUCCCCCUCUUGGCCUCGAAAGAGGCCACAACAACAUACGGUAAGCAAAGUAGCAAACACAGCAAUUGAAGAAAGAAGAGAUGAGGUUUUUGUACUGCCCAAAAUAAGCCAUCCACAUGUCCCAAACGAAGUAUUCACACCCGAAUGAUCUUUCAUCUUACGGUUUAAGGUGCGCAGGCCAUCUACUAGUACUUGGGUAAGUUUACCAUCAGCAGCCAAAGCAAUGUGAUUCUGGAAGGUCAUCAGCGAGGUCACUGUCAGCUGUUCAUGGACUGCCUGAAACCCGGCCUGUGUAACGCUGAAUGUUGUAAUGAAUAUAAUUAAUGCGGUAAACAUUUUGGUUAACAGUUAUCCACGAAAGAAUAGACUCAAAUCCAGCAUCCACAUGGUUAACGAGUUUGUAUUCAUCCGGGACACCCUGAGGAACCCCGAAGGCGUCAACGUAAGUGGGAUCAGUCCGCUGAGCCAAAUGGUGGGAGGUGUCACGACGUCUUCGAGUGUGUGUUGGUGGCAGGAGGGCCACUGAGUCGACCGCAUCCAUCUAAUGAUCUAUAGAAGCCGGAAUCACACUUACCGGUAGAAUGAGAGAAACCAAUGCAUACAAACAGGUCAUGCUUUUAGCAGGAAGGCGAUCGAAGAGUACUGUUCCUCCGCACCACCACCACACAUCGGCUCGAGAGACGGGAGAAAAGGUUGAAGACACCUGAUGGCCCGAAACACAAAGAGUCAUUCACCCAUCCUAGCAAAUGUUUUUUCCCCGUAGAGCUGUUAACACAAGUGAAAUUAUCUGCUGAAACGGUUGUCAAAUAUAGGCUUUACCGUUGUCGGUGGGACCACAGGAUAUACUUCGUCCCAUGCACGGCACUUAAAUUGUUUAAUAUAGGUAGAAUUCAUAACAGACCUAAAGCAGGAAUCAUCUAAUACUGCGGGAAUAACUUUUAACUAGGCCCUGGGACCCAUACACACCACGCAAUCAGAAGAAGUUUUAUUGGUCGCCUGCUCAACCAUGAGAAGCCAAUUGUUGGUAUGACCUGUAACUCCAGGGGUGUGACAGUGUGUGGAACAAGAGCAGUAAUAACAUAAGGAACCAGCAGGAGGCAGAAAAGAGAACUUGCAGCAACUAUACAAACAGCUAUCAAAUAUGUUCCAUUCCAUUUUCCUCCGCUUACCCGGGUCCGGGUCGCGGGGGCAGCAAUCUCAGUAGGGAAGCCCAGACUUCCCGGUCCCUGACCACCUCCUCCAGCUCCACUGUGAGGACACCAAGGCGUUCCCAGGCCAGCUGUGAGACAUAAUCCCUCCUAGGUCUUCCCCGGGGCCUUCUCCCGGCUGGGCAUGCCCGAAACACCUCACCAGGGAGGCGUCCGGGAGGCAUCCGGACUAGAUGCCCGAGCCACCUCAGCUGGCUCCUCUCGAUGUGAAGGAGCAGCGGCUCUACUCUGAGCUCCUCCCGGAUAACCGAGCUCCUCACCCUGUCUCUUAGGGUGAGUCCCGCCACCCUACGAAGAAUACUCAUUUCAGCCGCUUGUAUCCGCGAUCUCGUUCUUUCGGUCAUGACCCAAAGCUCAUGACCAUAGAUGAGGGUGGGAACAUAGAUUGAACGGUAAAUUGAGAGCUUUGCCUUCCAGCUCAGCUCUCUCUUCACCACGACGGUCCGGUACAGCGACCGCAUUACUGCAGACGCUGUGCCGAUCCGCCUAUCGACCUCACACUCCUACCUUCCCUCACUCGUGAACAAGACCCCGAGAUACUUGAACUCCUCCACCUGGGGCAGGACCUCAUUCCCAACCCAGAGGGAGCAAUCCACCCUUUUCCGACUGAGAACCAUGGCCUCGGAUUUGGAGGUGCUGAGUCUCAUCCCAGAAGCUUCACACUCAGAUGCAAACCGUCCCAGUAAACGCUGCAGGUCACAGCCCAAUGAGGCCAUCAGGACCACAUCGUCUGCAAAUAGCAGAGAUGAGAUCCUAGUGCCCCCGAACUGGACUCCCUUGACACCUGUGCCUAGAAAUUCUGUCCCUGAAAAUUAUAAACAGAAUCGGUGACAAAGGGCAGCCUUGGCGGAGCCAUCAAAUAUGUAUUAUACUAAAUUAAUUAACUCUCCACCCCUCUUGGACUGGGAAACACCCAUUCCACCUAGGCUCUGACCACUUCCUGGAGAACCUCUUCAGGAAGACCUUGUCAGCGACCAAAAGUGAGGGAGGAGUCGCAGAGGGAGGCACAGCUGAGUCACGAACCUGUUGAGAAACAGACACAGCAAGGGCAUGCAACUGCUUCCAAUAGGAUUUUAAACUUCCAGGGAAAUUUCCGCACCUGGCCACAGGGCGGUAGCCAAAUUACUUGGAAUGGGCUUAAAAGAGGAACAAAAGUUACAAUGAUUCUAAAUAAGGUCUUUCAUAUUAGAAUGCCACCAGUUGUUUAGAUUCGACAGCAUUACCAGAGGACCCACAUAUGCCAAUCCGUGAGCCUCGGAAAGAGCCUGAGUAAACAACUGACCCAUAAGAAGAGCAGGACACCCAUUGGGGCCCACCCACACCCCGUCGGAUGUGAGAUAGGCACCCUUGGACCGCCAAAAACUUACCUCUUCCGGAGAAGCAGAACGAUGGUGGGACGCAAUAACGUCCAAAGACAAUGGGUUAUCCAGCUGGUGAUCAGGCAGCUGAGAACAAGUUAUCAUCAAAUCGGAGGGGCGGUACCCAGCCCCCUGCCUUUUGCAGCCUGGUCUGCUGCGUCAUUGCCCCUAGCUUAAAGGGUGUUAGCCUAGCUAUGUCCUGCAGUUUACACAAUAACCAAUGAAGCAGGUAGAUGAAUACUUUUAGCUAAACAUUCAAUCAAAGGCCUGUGGGCUAUUGGGGUACCUUUAGCUGUCACGAAACCCGUCCGCUGCCACACAGGCAGGUUGAGGACAGCGGCGCCCACAGCAUAGGCAGAGUCACAGUAAAUAGUCUUGUCUUGUCAAGCUCCAGCCUCCAAGGCCAAGCAUAAAGCCAGCACUUCCGCCCCCUGGGCCAAAGGGUCAGUCAUGUAAACGUCAGAAGUCACCAGCAGAAAAGUGGCAGAAGAUGAGUCAUGUCGGACAACAGCGGCAGCUGCACACAGGUUCCCAUCUGAGUGUCUGAAGCAGCAGCCGUCUGAAAAAGAACUUAUUGACAAAUGUGAGCUCUGAGUGGUGCGGUGUAUUCAACGAAGCAGGGAAUGUAAUUCUUGCCGCAGAGACCUAAGAAAGAAAAGCAUUUAUUUUACCGUAUUUGGUUUGGGAUUAUGUAAAAUGGAGGAGUGAUGGGCUGCAGACAUGGCUGAGCCCUGGGCAGACCAUGCACGUCCAAGAAAAAUGACCGCCUUUCUACAGCAUUGCAGCUUCUGUUUGGAAACCUUGAAAUCACACCGAAAAAGCUUCACCACACUGUGAACCACUUAUAGAGGGGAGACAAUGAGGUCAACACUCUGUGUGGGUCCGGGACUGGAAGUACUAGAAUCACUGUGAUAUCAUAAUGACUCUCAAAUCAUGUGCCAUACGGUUACUCUUACCGUCUGCUUUUUCACCGGUCUCUAAAGGUGUGGACCAUGGGGAACUGGACACUUCCAGCACCCCCGCAUCCCACAGCCCACACAUCGUGCUCUCCAUGCCCUCAUCAGCUUCAGCCGGCCAACGUUACUGCUGUCUGCAAACAACUUGUUCAUCAGAAAUAGUUAGUUCAAUAUCAGCAUAUUUUGAGCAAUACCCUACAUCAAAAGGACCGGUGGACCACAUCCCCUCCGGGAUUGAGGCCAGCAUGUCCUGGCGAAGUUAAUUGUCUGUGAGGUCCCUCCCAGGCUCCCGAGAGAGUACCUGAUGUCGUAGAACAGCCGAGUCAGUCAUCCUCCCCUUACAAUUCUAUACCCUUUAGAUGAUGGUGAAUAUUGAACCUGAGACGCCUCGGAGGGCUGCCAAUCAGUGAGAGCGCUCAGGUGUUUGCACCUAAAAAUGGUGUUAUUUUAUCGGCAUACAUUUGAUCAUGGUAACGAUCAUAAAAUAGAAUGCAAUGUAGCGGGUCGAUGGGUUGCAUAUAAGUAGCACAAGAGCAGAUCCAAGGUUUCCACACGUUGAACAUAGUAAAUACACCUUUAUUUGACACAGGUGUUUCAGGGUCAAGCUCCGCCCAAUAAAUGUCCACUGUCUGUGCUGUUGGAAGUGCUUUCAUCAGCCACUGUCCCCCUCUUGUGCUGUCAUUGCAGUCCAGGUAUGUGCCAUCAGGAAAUAGAAUGGACAGUCUUUUGUUCCCGCCAUAUCAGUGUCCAGUGGUCUGCUGUUAAACAGUUGUGAUUUGUGAAUGUUUGUUUUCAGGGUGGAAUAAGUUGCCCCAAUGUCCACCAAGCCUCGAAUCUUUCGGCCAUUAACAAUCCAUUGAAGCAUUGGUUCUGCCAAGUCCAUGCUUCCAAGGCCCCCCAGGCGUCCCUAUGCCUGCCAGUAGGGGUCGUCUCCAGCUGGGGGCAUCUGUGUAGUACUGUCCCCCUUGAGUGUGAUGAUCAGCCUGCCAUCUGCCUGGCGUCCAGGGAUAUGCUCUCCCACGCCUUCUGGUGGCCGCUUGGAAACCGCCUCUGCCUUGUGGUGGUCCUGCCUGUGGGGGAGGUAGGACACCCUGCUGGUGUCGCUGAGCUUGGGGUUCAGUGGACAGUUCCUGGCCCAAUGAUCAAAAGAGCCACACAGGAAACAGGCCCCACUAGGAUGCUAUCUUGCUUGUGUGUAUGCACCGCUUCAAUGACCCCUGCUGCCACCAUCAGCCACCCCUGGCCCUGCCACAUGACAUUUAAUGCCUUAGUUUUUUGUUUUUUUGUUUUCCGUUUAUCUUAUCUUCUAGCUUCAGCCAAUUGUAAUUUUAACAACUGUGUCUCCAUUUCUGCCAAUUUUGUUUUAUCCUCUGCCUAUGUGUUUUUAUAAUUUGUCAAAUGAUGGGCGAGAUGCUGACAAAAACGGCGUUCAGACGACACCAAAUUGUCGGGAUCCCCCUGUAAUUUAAUUUUCAGCAAAGCCGGCAUCCCGUUCAGAAUGGCGGUUCUGAACAAAGUAUCUGUCAGUGCCUUCAGUUGCCGCGGACCAUUUCUGUAAACAUUACAUAAUACACCAACAUUGUAAUACACCUGUCAUCCCAUGACAGGGAAGUCGGUACGGUACCCUUGAGAUAAGAAAUUCCUGAAAUAUUCCUAAAAUAGUAAAUAACUGAGUCACAUACACCAAAAGGGCGCUGCAACCCCACCGUGUCCAAUCCUGCUGCACUAAUCAAAGCUGCAAGCUGUGAAGGUGUACAAGAUAAAGUUAAUAAUUGUUUUACAUCACCCCAAGCCAAAUGUGUGCCUGCUGUCAUUCUGAGUAAACCAUCAAUCCAAUUAUUACAACCCCUGGCAAAAAUGAUGGAAUCACCAGUCUCGGAGGAUGUUCAUUCAG
This is a messenger RNA of Dunckerocampus dactyliophorus (ringed pipefish), 9973 nucleotides long. It is a transcript of the gene kics2, whose product is annotated as KICSTOR subunit 2. The record is from RefSeq and is a predicted model, not a curated record. NCBI's taxonomy places the organism in Eukaryota, Metazoa, Chordata, Actinopteri, Syngnathiformes, Syngnathidae. Gene Ontology annotation, cellular component: KICSTOR complex. Gene Ontology annotation, biological process: cellular response to glucose starvation; negative regulation of TORC1 signaling; cellular response to amino acid starvation. The transcript has 7 exons. Bases 2086 to 3426 code for a protein of 446 amino acids.